This is a messenger RNA of Varanus komodoensis (Komodo dragon), 2834 nucleotides long. RefSeq names its product GDP dissociation inhibitor 1 (gene GDI1). NCBI's taxonomy places the organism in Eukaryota, Metazoa, Chordata, Lepidosauria, Squamata, Varanidae. The transcript has 11 exons. Gene Ontology annotation, molecular function: Rab GDP-dissociation inhibitor activity. Gene Ontology annotation, biological process: protein transport; vesicle-mediated transport; small GTPase-mediated signal transduction. Gene Ontology annotation, cellular component: cytoplasm. The record is from RefSeq and is a predicted model, not a curated record. Bases 69 to 1412 code for a protein of 447 amino acids.
CUUGCUGGUGCUGCGGACCCAUCUUGGGUCCGCUCGGGGCGGGGGGAGGCGGCUCUGCAGCCGGCACCAUGGACGAGGCCUACGAUGUGAUCGUGCUGGGCACCGGCCUGACCGAAUGUAUCCUUUCGGGCAUCAUGUCUGUGAAUGGCAAGAAGGUCUUGCAUAUGGACCGGAAUCCAUACUAUGGGGGUGAGAGUUCAUCAAUUACCCCCCUGGAAGAGCUCUACAAGCGUUUUGAGAUUGCUGAGGGACCCCCUGAAUCCAUGGGGCGUGGCCGGGACUGGAAUGUGGACCUUAUUCCCAAAUUCCUCAUGGCCAAUGGCCAACUGGUGAAGAUGCUGCUGUAUACAGAAGUGACACGUUAUCUAGACUUCAAAGUGGUGGAGGGCAGCUUUGUGUACAAGGCAGGAAAGAUCUACAAGGUGCCGUCAACAGAGACAGAGGCGCUAGCAUCCAAUCUCAUGGGCAUGUUUGAGAAGCGACGUUUCCGCAAGUUCCUGGUGUUUGUGGCAAACUUCGAUGAGAAUGACUCAAAGACAUUGGAAGGGGUGGAUCCACAUAGCACCACCAUGCGCGAGGUCUAUCGCCGCUUUGACCUGGGCCAGGAUGUCAUUGACUUCACAGGACAUGCGCUGGCACUCUAUCGUACUGAUGAUUACUUGGAUCAGCCCUGCUUGGAGACCAUCAACCGCAUCAAACUGUACAGUGAAUCCCUGGCCCGCUAUGGGAAGAGUCCCUACCUCUACCCACUUUACGGUCUGGGUGAGCUCCCCCAGGGCUUUGCCAGGCUUAGUGCGAUCUAUGGCGGCACCUACAUGCUCAACAAGCCAGUGGAUGAGAUUGUCAUGGAAGGUGGCAAGGUGAUUGGCGUUAAGUCUGAAGGAGAGGUGGCACGCUGCAAGCAGUUGAUCUGUGACCCCAGCUACAUGCCAGAUCGCGUGCGCCCAGCAGGGAAGGUUGUGCGAGUCAUCUGUAUCCUGAGCCACCCUAUCCGUGGCACCAGCGAUGCCAACUCCUGUCAAAUCAUCAUUCCCCAGAACCAAGUGGGGCGCAAGUCAGAUAUUUAUGUCUGCCUCAUCUCCUCUGCCCACAAUGUGGCUGCCCAGGGCAAGUACAUUGCCAUUGCCAGCACCACUGUGGAGACGGAUUCUCCUGAGAACGAAGUGCAGCCAGCCCUUGAACUGCUUGAACCUAUCGACCAAAAGUUUGUGGCCAUCAGUGACAUCUAUGAACCCACUGAUGAUGGAACUGAAAGCCAGAUAUUCUGCUCAUGGUCAUACGAUGCCACCACCCACUUUGAGACAACAUGCGAUGACAUCAAAGACAUUUACCGGCGCAUGGCAGGGGCACCCUUUGACUUUGAGAGCAUGAAGCGGCGCCAGAAUGAUGUAUUUGGCGAGGAUGAGCAGUGACCAUUCCCCUUCCCUUUCAACCCCAUUCCAUUCCUCCCCACCCUGGGUUUUCCCCAUGCAAGGGACCAUAUUCCUACCAGGGACUGGCUUUCCCCUCACACUUCACCUGAGACUGGCUCUUCCUUCAUAUCCUCAUUUAGCUAUGCCAGGCCUCUCCUAUCUGGGACCAGUCCCCUUAAGCCACAAAGAGAAAACAGUUCUGGAUUAAUUUUCCUUUCUCCUGUUUGCCCCUCCCCUGGCUUUUUUUGCUGACAAAAACCAGACACCCCAUCUUUCCCAUGACUCAGAUUGGAUCAAAUUGGUGCACCCUAAACCCUUAGGGGACUCAUUUCUUCAGUUCCUUCCAGUGCCUGUAGGGAUUUGGGGCCAAACCAUGUAUUGUAUACAAUUGCAUGCAUUUAAGCACUGGCCCUUUCUAGGAAAAACGCAGCUCCAGGCAGGGGUGCUUUGGCACCCUUUUCUGCCGGAGUUCCUCCCUUCUCUGGGUAGGUUCCACUGCAUGUUUGCAAGGGUAAAGGUGAAUUGCAAUGGAGGCAGAAUGAAGCACACGCACUGCUUUCCCAGUUCAGCAAGCUCCAUCCCAAACCUGUACUGCAUGUACUUUGGCCUUCAUUCCUGCUCCUCAUCUCAAACUCACCCUCUCGGCUCAUUCUUCUCCCCUCCCACCCCUCCUUCCUAGACACAACCAUGCCCUGAUUAUUGCUCCUUUGUGCCUCAUCAUUUCUCCCCGUUUCUCAUCCCAGGUCUUUUCCCAGUGAACUGGCUUGUGGGUUCACUGAUGACAGACCUUCCCUUCCCAUGUGUAUAGGCGGCCCUUCUUCCUUUCCCCAUUCACCCCAGUCAUGGUGCAAACUUUCAUUCCUGUAUAUUGAGAAGAACUGGAAUGGCUACCACUACAGUAUGUGGAGUGGGGGAGGCACGAAAAGCCAUUCCAGACCAUUUCUUCCACACAUGCUGUCCCUCUAGCCAGUCCUGUCUCCCCCACCUUGCCACUUCAGGUUCCCACAAAGCCUCUGUUUGUCUUGCGUCUCUUUUGUCCCCUCAGUCCCUCUUAGUUCCUUUAGCCUUCAGUGUGGGAAGAUUUGUGUGUGUGUAUGUGUCUCUCUUGUGUGCUGGACAUAGGGACAGGGUGGUGGUUCUGUCCCGAUCCACUUGCUGCCACCUGCUGUAACUUAUUGUAACUUAUUAACGAAGCAGGUCAAACUUUUGUUGACACUCCUUGACAAUUUAAUGAGGUUUGGAUGGGGUUUGGCCCUGGCAUGAGCAAAGAGGCCUGGGGCCUGUUUUAUGUCAGAGGCUUCCUUCAUUCUGAAGCUGGCUUUAUGGUUAACAAUCUGUCUGUAACUCUAGGGGAAUGUGAGGGGUCCCCCCUCCAUUCCACAGCUGCUCAGUUGUCUCAAGAUAAUAAAUUCACUUAGUCUA